Molecule: messenger RNA, 3369 nt
Organism: Neospora caninum
Lineage: Eukaryota; Apicomplexa; Conoidasida; Eucoccidiorida; Sarcocystidae
Product: putative NAD-specific glutamate dehydrogenase
Exons: 17
Coding region: 1-3369 (1122 amino acids)
Biological process (GO): L-glutamate catabolic process
Cellular component (GO): mitochondrion
Molecular function (GO): L-glutamate dehydrogenase (NAD+) activity
Source: RefSeq, a predicted model, not a curated record
AUGGCGACUGAGAGCUCUCGCGUGAACGGCGAAGGCGCUCUUGCGCCGCCGUCGAUCUACCAUCCUUCGUCGACUCCGGCGAUGAUCCUCCCGAAAAGGCACGCGUCGUUCAGCUGCUACGACGGAACUUCCGCCUCGGGCACCGGGGCGUCGACGACUUCGGGCGGCUCGGCGGUCGGAGACAUGGGCAAUGCUUUAUCUUCCCGCAGUCUCCUCGGCGGACGGCCUGUCGGGAAACUCGGCGACUCGACGCUCUUUGGCACGAUGGACCCGACCUCGACUUCGGAAUUCCGGCCGAUGUCCCAAAAGUACGCCGCGCAGUACGAAGAAGUGAAACAGAUCCUCGCGCAGAGAGGCGACCUGUCGAAACGCGUCAUCAGCGCAAACGCCGACGCGUACUACAAUCACCUCGGCCUUAACGAGUACUACUUCCAGACCGCCACUGCGCAAACCGUCGCCAGCAACUUGGCCUGCGUCAUUGCAGCCAAAAUCCUCAACGAAUUCUCCCACUCGGACUACUUCCCGCAGAUCCAGCAGGAACGCGACGGCGAAGUCUUCCUCCUCGCCAGAGCUUCACUCCGAAACCGGAAAGCUUCGCAGAACUACCAGGUUGAGCGCGAGAUCGAGAGGAAAUUUUUGGGUCUGUCGGGAAAGACAACCCCGUACCGCAUGCAGUGCUACAGGUCGUCGGGAUCCUUCUUCGAUGACCCGGCAGACGAAAACGAGCGGCUCCGAACCUACUUCCUGCAGCAACCGGAGUACUGCGCGGAGACAGCGAAAGAAGGGGCAAAUCCGUGCGAGACGGACCUUUCGAAGCUGCUGGAUGUUUACUUCUAUGCGAACAAGAGAAACACAGCCACAGCUGAGAUCUACCGAAGACUUAAUGAGGAGGUGGUGCGAGAUUCCAGUGGACAGAACCUCUUCAUCAAUGUGGUGCCUCGAGGAACUGGCUACCGUAUGGAUCUCGCCUUCCGACGUGGACUCCACACGAAGGAAUUCUUUUCGCGACUAGGCGAUAGCGUCACCAUGUGGGGUUUCUACUCCCAGAGGAAAUACGUGGAGCCUCUGGCCAACGGAGUGUCGAUCAUCACGACAUUCAUCGAGGAGCUGCCGGAGGACCAGCUGACGGACUUCCCUGAAAUGAGCAUAAGCCGCAGAGUCGAGCGUCUGGUUAAGGCGAUCCGCAUGCAGUACAUCAUGCAGCCCUCCAAGUUCACCGAACUCGCGCAGGAACGCCGCCUGAGCGUCCACGAGGCAGCCUACGCGUGGGCGGUGAGCAAAUUCAUCGUCCACUUCUCGGGCACUGUCGGACCGGCCUUUGGUGCGAUCGAGAAGAUGGUCAAAAACUUUGGCACGGCGACGCACCUUUCUCACCAGGAGCUGUACGAGUUGCGCACGCGUCUGAAGCUGCCGCCGUUCUCCGAGGAUACGGUUCUGAAGGUAGUCGACUCUCAUCCGGACAUGAUCAAGCGCCUCUACGAGGAGUUCCAGGAGAUGCAUCAUCCGCGAGCGUAUGCGGAGCGUGGCCAUGUGCUGAAGGAGUGGGAAGAAGAGACGCCGUUGAAACGCGACAUUCUCUGCCUGGACAGCCCGGACGCCCCUCCGAUUCUCCUCAAGUUCCGGCUCUUCAACAAGCACAUUGUGCGCACAAACUUUUGGAAAGACGUCAAGCAAGCUUUGUCGUUCCGCAUGGACACCUCCUUCUUGCCUGAAGCAGACUACCCUGAACGCCCCUACGCCAUUCUCUUCACCGUCGGCAUGAACUUCACGGGCUUCCACGCACGGUUUGCAGAUGUGGCCCGUGGGGGCGUUCGCGUGGUCCAGUCCUUCACCACGCAGAGCUACCAGCGGAACCGCGACACGGCUUUCGACGAAGUGUACAAGCUGGCAAGCACUCAGAACUUGAAGAACAAGGACAUUCCCGAAGGAGGCAGCAAAGGCGUCAUUCUGCUGAGCAAAACGGAUUCGCGCGACGAAGCAGACGCGCUCACCAAGUCGGCCUUCAAAGCGUACAUCGACAGCAUGCUGGAUGUUCUCCUCGCGGAUCCGCGGGUUGUGGACCGUCUGGGGAAGGAGGAAGUGUAUUUCCUCGGACCCGACGAGCACACCGGGACGGGUGGGCUGAUGGACUGGGCUGCGAUGCGCGCGAAGGAAAGGAACGCGUGGUUUUGGAAGGCGUUCACCACGGGCAAGCUGCCGGCGAUGGGCGGCAUUCCGCACGACACGUACGGCAUGACGACGGCGAGUAUCGAGACGUACAUCCAGGGCAUUCUGGAGAAGAAGAAUCUGAAGGAAGAGGAGGUGACCAGGCAGCUCAUUGGCGGUCCCGACGGCGACCUCGGCAGCAACGCCCUGCUCAAGAGCAACACGAAGACGACCUCGAUUGUGGACGGAAGCGGCGUGCUUCACGACCCUGAAGGCCUCGACAUCAACGAACUGAGACGUCUAGCCAAGCGCCGGUUCGAAGGUUUGAAAACGAGCGCCAUGCUCUACGACGAAAAACUCCUCAGCCCCAUGGGGUUCAAGGUGUCCCAGGACGCCCGCGAUGUCGUACUCCCUGACGGCACGGCGGUCGCCUCGGGCUUUGAGUUCCGCGGGAGGUUUCACCUGGAUCCGCGGGGGUCAGCAGACCUCUUCAACCCCUGCGGAGGCAGGCCUGCGUCGGUCACGCCUUUCAACGUCGACAAAAUGUGCGACGAGAAAGGCAAACCCCGCUUCAAAUUCAUCGUUGAGGGUGCGAAUGUGUUCAUCACGGACGAGGCGCGGCGCAUGCUCGAGGAGCGCGGCGUCAUUCUCUUCAAGGACGCGUCCACGAACAAGGGCGGCGUGACGUCGAGUUCCCACGAGGUCUUGGCUGCCUUGGCGAUGACGGACGAGGAAUUUGCGAAGCACAUGCAAGUGACUGACGCGAACAACCCGCCCGCGUUUUAUCAACUCUACGUGAAGCAGGUGAUGGACCGUAUUCGCGAGAACGCCCGCCUGGAGUUCAACGCGCUCUGGGAAGAGAGUCUGCGCACCGGAAAGCCGAGAUGCGACCUCACCGACGUGCUUUCUGCAAAGAUCCUCAGGCUGAACCAGGACAUCCACAAGAGCGAUUCACUCUGGCAAGACGAUGACUUGGUGAGUCGCGUGCUGCUGAAGGCGCUACCGGACGUUCUUGUUCCUGGCCUGAUGAGCAUCGAGACGCUGCGUCAGCGGGUUCCGGAGUCGUAUCUGCAAGCGAUUUUCCAGUGCUUCCUGGCGUCGCGCUUCUACUACUCCCAGCAGUUCACCGAUGAUCUCUCCACCUUUGCUUUCUUCGACUAUGUUCGCCAUCUGAAGAACCAGCCUCUGCCUGAGAGCGUGACAGCGAAGAGACAAGACAACUGA